AUGUUACGCUGCAGCAGUGGGAUAUUAAGGUCCCCCCCCCCCGGUGCUUUGGUUGGGCAAUACGACAUCGUCCAUGUGCGCAACUUCGCCUUUGUUUUGCAGGACCCAGAUAUUCCGCGCGUUCUGCGCAACGUCGUUGAUCUGCUAAAACCCGGCGGCUAUCUCCAAUGGGGCGAGGCCGAUGUAUCAUCCUUCCGAAUCGAGACGGUCGACUCGGCUUCCAAGACCGAUUCAUUGCGCCGUCUCCUGGAGUUGUCCCAAAGCCAGGACUCGCGGCUAGCUCCCACCUGGGUCCCAAACAUGCCGAAGCUGUUUGUGGACGCUGGUCUGAAGAAUACAAUUUCCGAUGUUCGCGAUGCACCCCCCUACAUGGCCUUCUUAAUGCAUGAGUGUGGUCUGAUGAUCCACGAGUUGGUUGCGAGGCAGACUGGGAACCAAGAGGUAGCAAAAGCUCUGCAAUCCCUGAUGGCCGAGGUGGUCGAGGAGACCAAGCGUGGAGCCUGGUGGGCAUUCACCCGGUGGACUGUCCUUGCAACCAAGUCCUAG
Messenger RNA from Diaporthe batatas, 546 nucleotides. RefSeq lists its product as uncharacterized. The coding region runs from base 1 to 546 and encodes 181 amino acids. NCBI's taxonomy places the organism in Eukaryota, Fungi, Ascomycota, Sordariomycetes, Diaporthales, Diaporthaceae. The record is from RefSeq and is a predicted model, not a curated record. The transcript is spliced from 2 exons.